UUAUGGUGUUUAGCAGGCUUUUAUUAUGAUUGCCAAUAAAGCCAAGUAUGUAAAAUGGAUUAGAGCAUUUUAUGGAAGUGAUAAAGUUUUACAGCAGCGUUGAUGCGUAAGAAUUAGUUUCCUGGCUUAAAAAACAACAAUUAGGGGAAAAAUGAUUGGAGAAUGAAUGGAAAUAGUUUUCCGUGGAGCUCCAGUAAAGUGCAUGCAACGAAAUUUCCUGCGAGACCUACAAAUUAAAUUUGACCUACCUAACUAAAUAACCCUGAUGGCGAAUGGAUGAGUCGGAGUCCUUCACAAGAUGGACCAAUUAGGAUUUUGCCGCAGAAUCCGCAGUUACGGAGCGUAAUAGAGACCGGCGAGAUUGGAUAAAUUGUUGGGAGCUUCCCGAAGAUGUAAUUAAGCUUUGCGACCAUGUCCGACUCAAACAGCAGCUGCUCCCCCGACCUGCCCGGCAACUUUUCGACGAUUUUCGGCCAGACGGACGUCGCCCAAUGGGAAGCCCUCCUCACAAUCGUCACUCUCACCCUCAUCAUCCUCGUCACAAUCGUCGGCAACGUCCUCGUCAUUCUCAGCGUCUUCACCUACAAACCGCUCCGAAUCGUCCAAAACUUCUUCAUCGUGUCGCUCGCAGUCGCCGACCUCACAGUCGCCAUCCUCGUCAUGCCCCUGAACGUUAUGCUGUCGAUCUUGGGACGAUGGGUGUUCGACAUCCACAUCUGCAAAAUGUGGCUGACUUCGGACGUCCUCUGCUGCACGGCUUCAAUUCUGAAUCUGUGUGCGAUUGCGUUGGACCGCUUUUGGGCCAUCACAGACCCCAUUAACUACGCGCAAAAGCGCACCCUGAAAAGGGUCCUGUUGAUGAUUGGAGGCGUGUGGGUUUUGUCACUAGUGAUCAGUUCUCCGCCACUGAUCGGCUGGAACGACUGGCCUGAAGCCGACGAGUUCCACUUGAUUCAAGAGUGCAAGUUAACGGAACGGCAAGGCUAUGUCAUUUACUCAUCACUGGGGUCGUUCUUCAUCCCUUUGUUCAUCAUGACGAUCGUCUACGUUGAGAUUUUCAUCGCCACGAAGCGCCGCUUGAGAGAGAGGGCACAAGCCUCGAAAAUCAACGCAAUCUCGCGGAACCAAUCGGCUCUGAUCAGCAACAAAGAAGCACAGCAUGAUCGCGAGAGUGUCAGCAGCGAAACCAAUCAUAACGAGCAGCCCGAAACCAACGGCAAGCCCAAAGACAAGAAGAAGAAAACCAAGAAGAAGCGAAAAGACGACAACGUCGACAACAACGCCUAUCUCAAACCGAUUCUAGUCCAUGAAGAUUCUCUAACUGACAAUCCGGAAACUUCCUCAAUCUCGCAACGGCGGGGUUCCAACCCUUGCACUUCCGACAACCACAAAAUCACAGUUUCCGAGUCCACGACGGUGUCAAACUCGCCCCAGCUGAACAAGGUUUUGUUGCCGGAAGCCACCGCCACGGUGAAAAAGCCGGGAGUGGUUUACCAAUUCAUCGAAGAGAAACAACGCAUUUCCUUGUCGAAGGAGAGACGCGCGGCGCGAACUCUUGGAAUAAUAAUGGGAGUGUUUGUGGUGUGUUGGUUGCCGUUCUUCCUCAUGUAUGUAACGAUCCCUUUCUGCCCCAGUUGUUGCCCCUCCAAGAGACUCAAGAACUUUAUCACUUGGUUAGGUUACAUUAAUUCCGUGCUCAAUCCCAUUAUUUAUACGAUUUUUAAUCUCGACUUUCGGCGCGCUUUUAGAAAGCUUCUAGGGAUGAAGCCGUGAGUUUCCGGUAUAUCCGUCGACAACUAAUUGAUAAUUCCCGCGUUUUUUCAAAGACUGAUUUCUAGAGUUGCAUUCGGUGUAAAUUAAAUAAAAUUCAUGUUUGUUAUACAGCAUUCCAAGUAAUGUCUAUCAUCGAACUAAUUUGCCGAAUCUGUUACGAAGUGUUCGAGCCCAACGCUUCCGAACCGGUUUGGCAAACUUUUACGCUUAUUUUUACUGUUAAUGUUGAAUGGCAUCUUCAAAUUGUACAUUUGCUUCAGAUCUUGUACAUAAAUAUUAGAAUACUCUCUCAAUUGUACCUGUGUGAUAUUCGCCCUCUUGCUAUUGCGUUAAAUUUACCUCAGAUUCACAUUUUUAACUCCAGGCUUUAAAAAUGUGCAUCCACAUUGCAUAUAUUUUAUACAAGUUACUUCAAGCAAAUUUUAUAAAAUCUGUUAGGUAUGGGAUGAAGCCGAAACUAUCUGUAAUCAAGCUACACCUUCGCUCGUUUCACGCUUUUUGACUCAUCCUGUAUCACGUUUUGAAUGUAUGAUAAAUAGAAACCAAUAAAAUUCAAACGUUUUGUUAAA
Molecule: messenger RNA, 2342 nt
Organism: Tribolium castaneum (red flour beetle)
Lineage: Eukaryota; Metazoa; Arthropoda; Insecta; Coleoptera; Tenebrionidae
Gene: Oct-TyrR
Product: Octopamine-Tyramine receptor
Exons: 6
Coding region: 412-1773 (453 amino acids)
Biological process (GO): adenylate cyclase-activating adrenergic receptor signaling pathway
Cellular component (GO): plasma membrane
Molecular function (GO): octopamine receptor activity
Source: RefSeq, a predicted model, not a curated record